Messenger RNA from Mugil cephalus (flathead mullet), 2866 nucleotides. RefSeq names its product polymeric immunoglobulin receptor-like. The coding region runs from base 74 to 1495 and encodes 473 amino acids. The record is from RefSeq and is a predicted model, not a curated record. The transcript has 8 exons. NCBI's taxonomy places the organism in Eukaryota, Metazoa, Chordata, Actinopteri, Mugiliformes, Mugilidae.
AUUUCCUCAAAGUAUUUCACACAGCCAAGUUUGAAACAACUUCUUCUUCGGUUUUUAUAUUUCCCUAUUAAAGAUGUGGAGCGUUCAAGACCUGUUGUUCAUCCUCUGCAUUGUUCUCAGUUAUGUGACCAGAGCAGCAGGAGUGAUCCAUGUGUUUGGAUAUGUGGGCAGAGAUGUUAAGGUUUCCUGCUCCUAUGGUCAGGGUUAUGAGUCUCAUGAGAAGUACCUGUGCAAGAACGACUGUGGCAGCAGUGAUGUUCUUAUUACGACAUCACAAACGAACAAGAACAAAUACUCCACCUAUGAUGACAAACAGAAACGAAGCUUCACAGUGACCAUCUCUGAUCUUCAGUCUGUGGAUGCUGGGAAAUACUGGUGUGGGGUGACGAGGACUGGAAAAGAUAUCUACACUGAAGUAAAACUGGAACUAGGACAAGACACUUGCUGUGACAAAGUGGAUAAAAGGGAGAGUUAUGAGGAAGAUUCAGUGUCCAUCAUUUGUCCGUAUGAGUUGGAGUACCAGAACAACCUGAAGUUCAUCUGCAGAGGAAACCAGCCCUCCACAUGUCUGCAGCAGGCAGUCAUCACCUCUGACAGAAAACAAAAUGGACGCUUCACACUCACUGAGGACAAGGAGUCAAGAAGAUUCACAGUGAACAUUAACAAGCUGACCCAAGAGGAUUCUGGGUGGUAUCUUUGUGGUGUCCAUAGAAACACUGGACUGGAUGUUUUCUCUGCUGUUGAGCUGGAGGUCAAAGUGUGGUGUUGUGUGAAGACACUUGCUAUGAGUGGUACUGUGACACGUCCAGUCACUCUGCAGUGUCCUUAUCCACCACAUCACCAGAAUAACAGGAAGUUCCUCUGUAAGGGAGACCACCGCAACAACUGCACAGACGUGUUGACCAGUGGAAGCAGGUUCAAACUGCAAGGUGGUGUUUCUCUCAGCUCCUUCUCUGUGAUGAUCACAAACCUGGAAGCAGGUGAUGCUGGGAUGUACUGGUGUGGUUCAGACUCACAGUGGAGAGCUGGAAACUACACCAGGAUUCAUCUGUCAGUGGUCUUUCUGGGAAUCACAACUCUAAACCCAACCUUCGCUGUGGAAACCACAGUCAGUCCCACAAACAAAACUAAUUCAACAAACUCUGCUAGUAAAGUACUUGAAGGCGGAGCUCUCUAUGUGGUUGCCAUUGUACCUGCUGUGCUGCUCAUACUAAUAGUGGCCCUGAUCAUAGUUUAUAAGCAGAAAUGUCACAAAGUACAAGAAACUGGAGUGGGCAUCACCAGACACUGUGAGGCAGCAGGAGAACCCAAAGGUUCAGAAGAGAUUUAUGCCAAUGAAGAAACUGUCGGGUUCUCAAAGCAGACGACCUCUAAACUGCAGGACGCCUGUAACGUCUACGGCAACGCAUAUGACGACCAACCAGACUACGAAAACUUCAUAGCAACAGAAGAAAUCUACUGUAAUGAAAAUUUCCACGUGUCUAAUCGCAAGUGAAUAUUGAAAUGUGUGUGUGAAUGGCUUUUUCUCAGUUACACAUUUGCUAAUGCCUAGUGGUGUUUAUUGUUAAUAAUGCCAUCUACACUCCCUGUUUUAAAUUGUGGGUAAGAACUUUACUUUACAAAUACUCAAAAUGUAAGUGACCUUCUUGUAUAUAAAGUGAGUAACUGAUACAAAUAAAGACAUUCAGAAAGAGAAAUUGAAAGCAAUAAGGACAUUUAUCCAUGUGGUGUAGUUCACUACACAUGUGUAGUAAUGUAUAUGACAGUUUCCUAUGCUUUAUACUUUUUACUGCCCUACAUGUUUCUAACAGAUCCACUAACUGGAAUUGUUUUCAUAUGGUCUAAUUGGGCCUCCAAGUCAUGUGUCAACGUCCAACAUAGCAUUGCAAUAGUUUAUAAUAAUAAAGCCCUCACAGGGGACUGAGAUUGAGUAUUUUUUACUAACUAACGGAAGUACGGGCCCAUUACCUCAGUACCUUUAAUUAUUCUAUGAUUAAUUGGAAACUUGGACAUCAUAUGUGCAGUUAGCACAUUACUUACCUUGACCUUUGACCUUUGAUGAGAACUUUGUAAUUUCAUCAUUGAGUCUAAGUGAAUAUUUGAACCAUAUUCGAAGACAUUCUUUAACCCCUUUAAUAUAUUGGGCUACAUAAAUAAAUUAGAAAAGAAAAGGAAAAGAAAUGAAUGUUUUACUAAUUGCUUCAUUUAAUAAGCAAAUCGUAUGUAUGGUUUUGUCCGGUUCCAAUUUUUCCCAUGUUUUUCUGUACCCUGCAUGCAUCAGAUCAGAUCAGCCAAUCAAAAAACCAAAAACGGUAAACACAGAAAUCGUAACGGUGAUUAAAAGUACAACGCAGGCGACGCAAAUUAUAAAUGUAAAACAAUGUGUGUUUUAUUUGUGGAAUUUAAACAAAUUAUGAAUGUAAAACAAUGUGUGUUCCAUUCCCCAAAGUCAUUUGGUCCAGAAAGCCUCUGUGUCGGCACCAAUGGUCGGCAAUGACACAGAGGCUGACUCGCGACCUGCAGUGAACUGGUGAUUCACUUGGUGAACGAAUCACUAACUGAUCCAUUCUCCAUUUGGUGCAAUAUAAGCUUAAGACCCAACACUAAGAGAUGUGUUUACAGCCUUUCAAAUAAACAAAGUAUAGGCUUUGCGACUGUCUAUGCUUUAUUCCAAUGAAAUGAAUACAAAAAAUUAUGAAAGUGGAAAAUAAAUAUAGCAAAAGCACUGUUGUAUAUUUUAAUAUAUUAACACGAAGUAAAGCUGGAACUAGAACAAGGUAAAUAAAAAAGUGUUUCCACAGUUUACACAUAUAAAACAUGUAAGAUUGAUCAACAAUGAGCUUGUGUCAUGUGGUUUUAUUUCUUC